CGUGCUCCUGAGAGCACAAUAGAGUUUUCAAUGUAUGAAUUAUCUCUAUUAUAUAAGCCAAGGAAUGAGCAAUGGUGUCCUCCCAAGAAAUUUACUUAAUUACCCUCCACAACAUAAAAUAUUACAUUUCUAAUUUUCAAAAAUAGCUUGUAGCAAUUAAUCAAAAGCAAUUCAAUGCAUAAACUUGCCAAAAACAAAUCAAUCAAAUCUCUAUUACACCCAAUCAACUCACGUAAUGCUCAAUUUAAAGUUGCCAAUAAAAAAGAUUCAAUCAAUCAAAAGAUUUAUAAUCAAAAACUUACCACACAUUAAUACUACAUACACACAAAAAAUACACGACAUUCUCAUUACAGGGCCAACUCAAAUCAUGUUCUUUUGAACUUAUUUUCAGCUAAUUUCAGUUCAGUUAAUUUCUCUCUACAAUUCAAUUUCUCUCAAUUCAGUUCAAUUCAGUUCAGUACAGUUAAUUUCAGUUCAAUUCUGUUUUAUUUCUCUUAGUCCCAAAGAACGAGGCCUAAAUUUUACGAAUAUGUGCUGUGUUAGAUUUUUUUUUUAAAAAAAAUUAAAACUUAAAUUACGGUUUAUUUAAAAUUUCAUUUAAAUAUAGUUGAAAUUCAAAUUAAAAUUACAUCAUAAAUGGUCGGGAAAAAAAUCAAAUUUCAUCAAAAAAAUAACUUCAAAUUUGUGCCAUAUUAUUUAAAAAAUUUGAGACAAAAUACUUCAACACGAAUGGUUUUUGUGCCUAGAUAUUAAAAAAUAAUUGAGAAAAAAAAAUACUUCAACCCACAUUUUAAAAACAAAAUUUUUGUGCCCAUCAUCGAAUUUCAGCCUAUCAACUCGAUAUUCAAAAUUACCUUAUCGACGGCAUGAAGAGCAGCACCAUGAUCGCCAAAGCCAGCUCCAAUAGCGACAAGAUCAUAAUCGAAGGUUUGAGGAGAGUGAACUCGACGACUAGGGAGCAGAACUCAGCGAGAGCUCGUUGAGAAACUCAAAGCUCUAUUCAAAGUCCACAGAAGCGGAGAUUGAGAGAUGCUGAAAACAUCCACAAGAUAUGAAGGCAAAAAUACAUGGAUAGGGAGCACAUCAGGGAAAAAACCAGAAAGAAAGCAGUUUGGUGUACAAGAUCAAAAAUCAAGCUUGUCAACAAGAAACAAAGAUGUGGUGAGGAAAAAAUUCUUGAAUAAAUUGCAAGAUAUGGCUUUGUCAGCAGAUGAAAUUAAGUAUCACUUAGAAGGGGAGAAAAAAAUGUGGCAUUUUUGCACACUUUUUCCCCAACAUUAUGAAUUUGACAAAGACACACUUAUUCAACAGUGGAUAUCAGGAGGUUUUCUUAAGGGUGAUCAUAAGUAUAGUAUUGGUGACUUCUAUUUCAGAACACUAUUGUGUAAUGACUAUAUUACAAAAGCAAGAACAUGGUCUUCUAUUGCAAAAGACAUAUAUAAAGUAAAUACAAAUAAGUUGAAAGAAGAUAAUAGCACAAUGUUACAUAAGAAGUUUUCUCUAUUGAAGAACUUGCAUCAUCAUCAUAAAGUAUCCAAGGAAGUCCAGUAUGUUUCGUUGGUGGGCGAUGGCAUCGACGAAGCAAGUCUUGAGAGAUUGAAAGAGUUCAAGGAUCUUAAAGCACUUCUACUGUUAAGUGAGGAUGUUUCAAGUAUUAGCAAAAUACCGCGAAAUGUAUUUGCAGCUCUCAAGCAUAUGGAGGUGUUGGAUUUGAGUAGAACUAAUAUCUCUGAGUUGCCUAAUUCAAUAGGGAAUAUGAUUGAACUAAAGUACUUAGAUCUUUCAUUUACCCUGAUUGAGUUAUUGCCUGAAACUCUAGAAUGCCUCUUGAAAUUGGAAACCUUGAAACUCAAAGAAUGUAGAAGGUUAUUUAGACUACCUGAAGGGUUGAAAAAGCUAAGAUCUUUGAAACAUCUUGAGCUUGAUGUUCUUGGACAGUUAUCUUUGUUGCCGCGAGGAAUGGGAGAACUUACUGAGCUUGAGACCUUAUCAGCAUAUCUUGUACAUAAGGAUGAUGGUCGAAGCAUCGAAGAAUUGAAAGAAAUGAAUAAGAUUAAGGGAAGUUUUUGCAUAUCAAGGUUGGAAAAUGUUGUCCAUCCUUCAGAAGUUAAGAAAGCUGCGUUAUUCAAAAAGAAGCAUUUGAAGGAGUUGGAGUUGAGGUGGAGUGACUUGCAUCAAUCUAGUAAUAAGCAAGUGCACCAAGAUGAGAUUCUUCAAGCACUAUGCCCAAAUUCUAGCUUGGAACAACUACAAAUAUCGUGUUAUGGUGGUACGAGCUUUCCUAGUUGGAUCGGAGAUCCUACACUCGAAAAUCUUACUAGUAUUACCCUGUUCAAAUGUGAUAAUUCAGAGGUACUUCCUUCUUUGGGACAACUACCAUCUUUGAAGUACUUAAGCUUGGUGGAAAUGAAUAAUGUAAUAGAGAUUGGGAAAAAGUUUCGAGGAUUCGAUAGCACUUCUGUUGCAUUUCCAAGCCUAGAGAGAUUUACAAUUGUUGGCCUCUCUAAGCUGGAAAUGUGGAAAGAAGUAGAGAAGAGAGAUUAUCCAUCUCUUCAAAAGCUCACAAUUGAGCGUUGUUCUAACUUGGUUGCAAUCCCAUCUUCACUGUUUACGCAACUGUACGGUCUCAAGCAUGUCGAAAUAAUCAACUGUAGGAAACUUGCUUCAUUGCCUGAAUAUAUCUUGUCCAUAUCACUUGUGACUUUGGUGAUAGAAGAAUGCCCUUUGAUCACAAAAUGGUUUCGAAAACAUCAAGAUAAAGAUCGUUUAAACACUCAACUUGUGCAAAAUUUGUGGAUUGAUCGAGAGCAGGUCACAAAUUUAGGACUUGACCUCGCAAGAGGUACUCUUGUAUUCUAAUCCAUGUAAAUAGAGUAUAUAUGUCCUUUAUGUAUAAAUAAGGUCCUUGAUGUACAAAUUUAUGUGCAUGUAAAACUAUCUUUUUGGUUUCACAAAUUAUCAUUGUAUUGUAACUAUGCAAAUGAUCUUUUAUAAAUAGUUAUGUAACAUGAAUAUAGGAAGACUGGAACUGUAUCAAGACAGUGCUUGGAUGCUAAAUAAAUUAUAGUUUUAUGUAACUAUGUAAGU
Beta vulgaris subsp. vulgaris (sugar beet) is the source of this 3087-nucleotide messenger RNA. RefSeq names its product putative disease resistance RPP13-like protein 1. The record is from RefSeq and is a predicted model, not a curated record. The transcript has 3 exons. The coding region runs from base 1030 to 2859 and encodes 609 amino acids. Gene Ontology annotation, molecular function: protein binding. NCBI's taxonomy places the organism in Eukaryota, Viridiplantae, Streptophyta, Magnoliopsida, Caryophyllales, Amaranthaceae.